This is a messenger RNA of Apaloderma vittatum (bar-tailed trogon), 1795 nucleotides long. It is a transcript of the gene BORA, whose product is annotated as bora, aurora kinase A activator. Gene Ontology annotation, cellular component: cytoplasm; nucleus. The record is from RefSeq and is a predicted model, not a curated record. NCBI's taxonomy places the organism in Eukaryota, Metazoa, Chordata, Aves, Trogoniformes, Trogonidae. Gene Ontology annotation, biological process: regulation of mitotic nuclear division; regulation of mitotic spindle organization; activation of protein kinase activity. Gene Ontology annotation, molecular function: protein kinase binding.
AUGAGUGACACAAAAGAAGUUAAAAUGCAGAUAACACCAGAAACUCCAGGCCGAGUCACAAUCCUGAAUCCGUUUGAAAGUCCCAAUGAUUACUACACUCUUCAGGAGCAGAUUGUCUCUAGUCCUUCAGUCUUUAAAGCAACAAAAUCUUCAUCUACACCAGGAAAAUUUAGAUGGUCUAUUGAUCAGCUUGCUCUGAUAAAUCCUGUGGAAAUUGACUCAGAAGAUGUUCGACGCCAAGCAAUGUAUUUGAGUCAUGCUAGAAUUGAUAAGGAGACGGAAGACAGAAGGCAAAAAGCCAUUGAGGAGUUUUUCACAAAAAGACUCAUAGUUCCUUCUCCUUGGACUGAACAUGAAGGCAAGCAAGUUUCUCAGUUUAAUUCAACUAGAUCCAUAGAUCUAAAUAACAUUUCUCCAAUUGGAAGACAGCUAACUUUGCAGCCUGGGAAAAGCAAUGCUGCAUGUCAAACAAUCCUGUCUUUGCCAGUGGAUUUUAAUUUAGAGAAAAUAUUAGGUGAAUAUUUUAGAGCUGAUGAAUUGGCAGAUCAGUCUCAGGAAAAUCUGAGCUCUUCGUCACUCAGAAGAAAGCUGUUUUUAGAAGAAAAUGGAAGCGUGUCCGAGUGUUUGUCCCCUUCUCUGCACAGCCCUUGUGGCAGUCAGCCCCUUGGAGUGCUUUGUUCCAUCGACAUUUCUCCUGUCCGGUGCAGAAGCCCUCUGGAAACAUCUGGUUCAGGUCAGUUUUCAUCAAGUCCUAUUCAGGGAGGAACAAGGGCUUAUAGUUUGGGAAGUAUCACCAGUCCCACAUUUCCAGAGGGGUCUCCUGCACAUAGUGGUUCUCCUAGUUUUUCACCAGUUGCUUUUCAUAUACGAAAGACACCACUGUCAGACCAAAGAAAAUUUACAUUUUGCUCUCCAGAUAUCCCUUCUUCCUCAAAUAGAAUGACACCUCCAAGUACAAGAAGUCCUUAUAUAGAUGGUUGUUCUCCAAUUAAAAAUUGUUCUCCUAUGAGGCUUGGAACAUGUAGAGGAGCUGCUCAGUAUCAGACUUCAGUCAUUAGAAUACCAAUUGCAGUUGAGAACCAUGGUGAGGAUGAGGAAGACAAGGUGAAUGCUUCUCCAGCGGAAGCGCGGUUCGCAGAGCUGGAUAACGGAAUAAACUUACGUCAGCAAGACAGCGACGCUUUUGCGCGUGGUACCCAUCUUGUGGUAGCGACUGUGUCCAUUGCAUCCGAUCACUCGGAAGCUUGUCGUCCAAGGUUGACGUCAUUUCAGGAUAUAGAAGGCUCAAAGGAAAAUAACACGGUAGAUAUGGCUGAUGCAGCUGAAGUGUCAGAGGAAAACACGUGGAUAAAAGAAACGAUUGGCAAUAGCAGCGCACCAGUGACCAGCUUCAUGACGGGGAUUACUUUCAGCAUUGAAAACUCUCGCAUGUGCAUGUCGCCGCUUGCAGAGAGCAGCGCAAUUCCUUGUGACAACAGUAGUAUUCAGGUGGACAGUGGUUAUAAUACCCAGACUUGUGGAAGCAGCAUUAUGGAUACCGCAGGGGCUGAAAACAGUUGCAGAGAAAAUGAUGUGAAUACUAACGUGUUUCCAAGUAAAUCUCAGCUGCUUAGAACAAAGGAGUGUUCCAUUUUAAACCAUAAGGAAAAUCAGUUGCUGAGAGCAAAAUCUCCAGAGAAGCAAUCCUGUUUCCAAAAAAUAAAAACACAUAGUACAGUAUUUGGUCAAAAUGCAACUUGCAACAUUUCUGCCUGGAACAAAAAUGAAGCUCAAGUUCAGGAAUUUCAGAGGAAUG